Lampris incognitus (smalleye Pacific opah) is the source of this 2944-nucleotide messenger RNA. RefSeq names its product guanylate cyclase 1 soluble subunit alpha 1 (gene gucy1a1). Lineage: Eukaryota; Metazoa; Chordata; Actinopteri; Lampriformes; Lampridae. The record is from RefSeq and is a predicted model, not a curated record. Bases 157 to 2259 code for a protein of 700 amino acids. Gene Ontology annotation, biological process: cGMP biosynthetic process; response to oxygen levels. Gene Ontology annotation, molecular function: guanylate cyclase activity; heme binding. The transcript has 8 exons. Gene Ontology annotation, cellular component: guanylate cyclase complex, soluble.
UUAGGAUGAAGGGUGGAGGUGCAGCCUGUCUGGGAAUGAGCACCAUGGAUAGAGAUGAAUGAGGGCAUUUCUCUCAGAAAACGCAGUUGCCUGACGGGGGUCUGUAUACCUCUCUGAGAUGAGAUAAGAGACGCCAAGAGGACAAAAUUACUAAACAUGUUUUGCACGAAGCUCAAAGAAUUGAAAAUAUCCGGAGAGUGUCCUUUCUCCAACAUCGCCACAAAUCACAAGGAGCCUGGAGACUUUGGGGAGCGCGCACACGACGCCGCCGAGAGCCCGUCAACCGCACGCGGGGAUGUGGAUGGAAAAGCCGCCAAGGAUUUACACGCGCAGAAAAUCAAUAGGUCGAAAGUUAACCUUCAUUCCCUUGGAGACAGCAUCCGAAAACUGGCAUGUCCCGAUUUUCAAAGACUGCAAACUGCCUUUCGCCGAUUGAUGACAGUAUCUACAGAUACGAGGGAAACGGAAAGUGCACCCAUGUGCUGUACAGACUUUUAUCAAGAUUGCACCGAUGGACCAGAGCAUUUACUGGACAUGAUGGAGACGUUCUCACGACAAAUAGCUAUCACAAUGGAUGCUGUGAAAAUCAGCCUUGGCGAGGAGCUCUUUAAAAUGUCUUUUGAGGAGGAUGGACAUAUUUUGAGGGUGGUGGGGGGAGCUCUUCAGGACUUCCUCAACAGCUUCAACGUCCUGUUGAAACAGAGCAGCGCGCUGCCAAACCCGAACAGAAGGGAUCCUGUAAGUGAACCUUCGGUGCUGUGCUUGGACAAGGAUCCGGGUCUGCUUACUGUCUAUUACUUCAACCCCCAGCCAACCACUGAGCUCUUCUUCCCUGGUGUCAUCAAAGCUGCCGCCUGCCUGCUUUAUCACACAACUGUGGAUGUGUUGGUGGACCCCCCUGGCGCCAAGGACAACAUUUUGCAGGCCAGCCCGCAGCCCAGUCUUCUCUACACAGUAGUUGUGAAGGAUACAAAGAAUCUAAGCCCCAGUCCCCUCCGGGCCACUUCAGCCGGGACCCUUCCUACCUCUCUCUUCUCCGCCACUUUCCCUUUCCAUUUGUUCCUGGACCAGGACUUGGUCUUGGUGCAAAUAGGACAUGGGCUUAGGAAGAGGUUGACCAAGAAGGAUGGAGUGAGGCGGCCCAUCACAUUCCAAGAACACUUCUCCAUUAUCUCUCCUCAGAUCAAAUGUACCUUCCAAGGUAUCUUGACCAUGCUAAAUACACAGUUUGUCAUUCGGAUCAAGCAUGGGGCCUCCACCACAGAUAACACAGGGAAGCUCAUGGACCUGAAAGGCCAGAUGAUCUAUGUUUCCGAGUCCAAUACUAUCUUGUUCUUGGGCUCCCCCUGUGUGGACAAGCUUGAGGAGCUAACAGGCCGCGGCCUCUACCUCUCAGACAUCCCAAUUCAUAAUGCAUUACGGGAUGUUGUCCUAGUAGGCGAGCAGGCCAAAGCCCAGGAUGGUUUGAAAAAGCGCCUGGGAAAGGCCAAGGCUGCCUCGGAGCAAGCGCAUCAAGCUCUGGAGGAGGAGAAGAAAAAGACAGUGGAUCUUCUUUUCACGAUCUUCCCUGGCACUGUGGCGCAGCAGCUAUGGCAGGGCCAAACAGUACAAGCCAAGAAGUUUGACCACGUUACAAUGCUGUUCUCCGACAUUGUGGGCUUUACAGCUAUCUGCUCACACUGCACGCCAAUGCAAGUGGUCACCAUGCUCAAUGAGCUAUACACCAGGUUUGACCAGCAGUGUGGGGAGCUUGAUGUUUAUAAGUUGGAGACAAUUGGUGAUGCUUAUUGUGUAGCUGGUGGCCUGCAUAAGGAGAGUGAGACUCAUGCUGUCCAAAUUGCUCAUAUGGCCCUAAAGAUGAUGGAGCUUUCAGACGAGGUCAUAACACCAACUGGAGAGCAAAUACAGAUGCGCAUUGGCCUCCAUACUGGUUCAGUACUUGCUGGUGUAGUUGGUGUUAUGAUGCCCCGCUACUGCCUUUUUGGCAACAACGUUACAUUGGCAAACAAGUUUGAAUCUUGUAGUCAACCAAGAAAAAUCAACAUCAGUCCAACAACACACAGAUUUCUGAAAGACUGUCCAGAGUUUGUCUUCAUUCCCAGGAGCAGACAAGAGCUUCCGGCCAACUUCCCUGCUGAUAUCCCUGGCAUUUGUUACUUUUUGGAGGCUUUCGAUAAUAGGUCCUGCAAAGUUUUAAGUGACUCAGAAACAAAGGGACCUUGCCACAGCACUACAAACUUUAUGCUUGAACAAGCAUGAAAUUAUCUAGUGAAUACAAAGCACACAUCACUGUAUAUUUUGGUUUGGAUUACCUCAAGAGAUACCGGUCUACCAAACAAAGUAUGACAGCUGCUUACUUUAAGAGAGAUGCCAAGUUAUUGUCAAAUAACCUGUCAGGCCCAUGUGCAAUUCAGCGAUGUGCACAGUUUGUGCAGAGGACUCACCAUUCAUAUUUACUGUCUCUCUAUCCAGAUUUUAACUUCCGUGAAAUGGAUGAAUUGUGGAAAACCGGUGUUCUUUAUAAACUCUCAUAUGUGACAGGCUCCAGACCAUGUCUAUGUGAGAAACACUUUGGGACAUCUUAGUUUGUUUGAUUAAUUAGGAAAUGUAGCUAAAUUACGUUUAUCAAGUGGUCAAAAUAAGCAAACUAUAAACAAACAAACUCAUGUACAAGGAUGGAAGUUUUGUCACUGUCUUUGAUCUGCUGCUCUGUGUAUUAUACAGCAAUGUGUAAUGGAUAUUGAACCAAAAACAGUAUGAUGUUGUUAAAAAUAUAUUGCUCUUUCUUUCUCUCUCUCUCUCUCUCUCUCUCUCUCUCUCUCUCUCUCUCUCUCUCUCUCUCUCUCUCUCUCUCUCUCUCUCUCUCUCUCUCUCUCUCUCUCUCUUUUUGUUGCACAAAAAGAUUUCAGACAUUUACAUUCACAUCUACUAAGGAAUUCUUUGA